Molecule: messenger RNA, 3428 nt
Organism: Manis pentadactyla (Chinese pangolin)
Lineage: Eukaryota; Metazoa; Chordata; Mammalia; Pholidota; Manidae
Gene: GDF15
Product: growth differentiation factor 15
Exons: 2
Coding region: 55-981 (308 amino acids)
Biological process (GO): SMAD protein signal transduction
Cellular component (GO): extracellular region
Molecular function (GO): cytokine activity; growth factor activity
Source: RefSeq, a predicted model, not a curated record
GCCGGUCCAGCAGCGUCCGGUCAGUCCCAGCUCCGUGCUCAACCAAGCACAGCCAUGCCCGGGCAGAGACUGACCCCACUGCUCGGCUCUCCCACGCUGCUGCAGCUGCUGCUAUUCUCCUGGCUGCCUUCGGGAGGCGCCCCAUCUCCCGCCCAGGAGCACCUCCAGGCCUUCCCAGGACCCUCAGAGAUACACUCCAGUCCGGACGUUUCCAGAUUUCGGGAGCUGCGGAAACGCUAUGAAGACCUGCAGACCAGGCUGUGGCUGACCCAGGGUUGGGAAGACUCGAACCCGGACCUCAUUCCCACAGCUCAAGUCCGCAUACUCGCCCCAAAGCUGCGACUUGGGCCGGGGGACCACGUACACCUGCGCAUCCCCUGGGCCAACAUGACUGAAGGGCUCCCAGCGGCCUCCCGCCUGCAACGGGCUCUGCUCAGGUUGUCUCCGACGGACCCGAGUUCGUGGGACGUGACGCGGCUUCUGCAGCGUCAGCUCAGCCACGGAGGUUCCAGGGCGCCCGCUCUGCGUCUGCGGCUGUUGCCCCCGUCCGACCGGUGGCGAACUGCGUUGCCUUCUGCGCGGCCCCAGCUUGAACUGCACUGGCGGACACGCACCGUCAGAGGGAGCCGCAGCGCGCAUGCGCGCUCCAAGGACGGUUGCCCUCUUGGGGAGGGGCGUUGCUGCCGCCUGCAGAGCCUGCGCGCGUCGCUCGAGGAUCUGGGCUGGGCCAGCUGGGUGGUGGCGCCGCGCGAGCUGGACGUGCGCAUGUGCGUCGGCGCGUGCCCGAGCCAAUUCCGGUCGGCUAACACGCACGCGCAGAUGCAGGCGCGCCUGCACGGCCUGAACCCCGACGCGGCUCCUGCGCCGUGUUGCGUGCCUGCCAGCUAUGAGCCGGUGGUGCUGAUGCACCAAGACAGUGAAGGCCGCAUGUCGCUCACGCCCUUCGACGACCUCGUGGCCAAGGACUGCCACUGUGUAUGAGUAUCCCCAGCCCUUCACUAAGGGCGUCUGCGCAAUGGAAGUGACCUCAGUCUUCUUGGCCUGUCGAAUGGGCUCGUGGAGCCUGAAAUACCCAAUUCCUAACCACUGCUGUCUGCCCCCUCUGCUCCCUCCCACCCAAACCACUGUAUUUAUAUGUUUGUAUUUAUUAUUAAUUUAUUGGGAUGAUCUGCCUGGGGACUGGAGGGCUGGUCUGACAAGGUGUACAUUUAUUUAAAACUCUGGUAAUAAAAAUGAAGGUGUCUGACCUGAACCCUGUGAUGUCCCAGAUGGAGCUGGUGACCUUGGGAAGAACUCACCCUUAUUUGGCCUUAGUUCCCACAGGGGACCUGGUAGAGGUGCGAGUGGAAUGGUUCAGGGAAUGGGUGGUGGGGCAUUCUUGGGGUGCCAGGCAAUUGGAUGGCACUCUUGACCCCAACAGGCCUCAAGGGUAACCUGGGCCACCCCUCCUUCUCUCUCUCUCUGCUUCUAUAUCUCCCUAUUCUUCAGUGUUUCAGUCCCUUCCAUGUCUUCUCAUUUCUCAGUAUUCCUGUUUCUAGGGUUACCUGGCCCUCUUUCAUGGUCCUGCUGUCUUGCCCCAUAUUGGAGUCCAUUCCAAAUAGGCAGCCCAGAGUCAUGUCCAACCACAAUCAAGCACAUCAUUGUGUGACACUGCCCCCAACUUAGAAGAGUCCGAUCUCAUCUACUAUUUGUGAUUCCCCCCUUCAUGUUAAUGAUGCCUCCACCCUUUCAUGUAUAAAGAGCAGAGAUAAAUUAAUAAGUUGUGAAAGAACUUUUUCACACAUACCAAAUCUUCCAGGUUAUAUAGUCUUCCUACUUAGGAUCUUGGAAUCACUGAGAUUUGCCAAAUCCAGACCCCCCCUCCCCACACCCACCUGCCUGUCCACAAAACCAGCUGACUUGAGCUAGGCAAGUGAGGGAGACAAAUGAGUGCAAAGAUGUAUCAUAAGAAAGUGGCUGAUCGUACUAAGGGUUGUGCUGAGGAGUCAGUCCAGGCAAUGCACUAGUGAGUGGAGGCAGAGGUGAUUUAGAUGGUCAGGGGAAGGAGCCUCCCUUAUUAGGUGACAUCUGAAUUGAGAUUUAGAGAAAUAAUAAGACCCAGGGAAGAACUGGAGGAUGGGUAUUUGGAGCUGACAGGUGCAAAGGCCCUGAGGUGGAAACAAGCUCAGUGCCCAGAGGCAAAACUGUUGAAGAUGGGGUCAGGGUGGUUGGUGGGGGCCAGAGCCCACCAAAUCUCAUGGGUGGCUGUGAGGGGUGGGGAUGGUGGGAAGAGCACUAAGGAGCUUGGGAGGAAUGGGAUCUGGUUUUUGCUCAGAGGUGGAGGACAGGUGAUUGGGCUGGAGUGGAGGCUCAGUCAGGGUCUAGGGUGGGGAUGAAGGAGUGCAAGGAAGCUGAAGACCCUCAUACAUACCUGCUUGCACCCCAGGUCACCUCCAAGUGCUUGGGGAACCCAAGAGGGUUCAACAUUAAACUCAAUACCAAGGACACCCAAAGCUAGCACAUGCCAGACUGAGUUUCUCUCCCAGAUACCAGCUGUUUGUUGGCUUUGCUGGACUCUGUGGUGCACAUGUGCCUUUUUACACCUCCAGGCUGGUGCUUGCCAGGCUGGUCCCCCUGCCCAGUACGCUUUGUCCCCUCUACUUCUCCAACACCCAUGCAUCCUCCAAAACCCACUCCAGAUUCCCCUCUUACAUGCAGCCUUUUCCAAACUCCUUCAUUCAUCCCCUUCUGAGGCCUCUGGCCUCAUCACUCCCUCCAGCCCAGGCCUGAUCUCCCAGGACUGGAGGUGUCUGUGUCCUGUUGUGUCUCCCCUAACAAGGGGCUUGGCAGGAGCCAGCCUGGGAGCAGCCGACAGAAAACCCAGCUGAACCAUAGCUUGAAUAAUCUCUCAAAAUACCCUGCGCUCUGAGAGUAACUAACUCUGCCUGAGGAGGAGCCAAGGAAGGUUUCUCAGGCAAGGGGCCAUUGCACCUGGCCCUUGAAGGACAAGUUAAGGUAUCUCAGGAAAUUAGAGCUAAACCAGCCUUAGAGAGCAAUUCAAACAGCGGGGGAACCAAGGCCAAGAGAGUUAAUAUCAGAGUCAGAACACAGGCCCAUGCCUCCUGAUGCCCAGGCCAGAGUUCUGCAUCUGAAUUAAGAUGUUUGAAAGUAAGAAAACGUGGAAGAGGAUGGCAUUAUGGGAAAAUGACAAGGGUGAAUGGAAGCUUCAGGAGGGAGGCUGGCUUGGUGGGGAUGAGGUGCAGACAAGAAGGGCAGAGAGAUGGGAGGGAGCAGUGAGGCGGGCAGGGCUGGGUCCUGUAGGUCUCAAACACCAGGCUGAGGGUCUGGGGGCAAUGGGGAGCCAUGGAGAGUGUGUGAGCAGGGGAGGGGCACAGUCUAAUUCAUGAGUUCUAAAGAUCCCUCCGGGGCUGAGGUGGGCUGCCCUGGGG